GAAACAGCCUUAGGUCGGUGAUAAACAGCAGCAGGACAAACACACUGAUCUUCUGUUCCGAUCGUCACAAAACAUCUGACUUCAAUGUGUCUUGAUGACACCGUCCACCUCAGCCCCAGAUCUAUGGAUCCUCCUCCACCAUUGAUCUCUCUGGAUCUAAUGGUACAAAAUAAUGGAACCCCCACAUGACAGAAGACUUUGAGGAAUUCCAGCAGCAGCUGCAGAGCCUGCAUCCUGUCUGGCCUUUGACUUCGCCUGAAGCCUCCAUGAAAGACACUCAACACUUUCCCAAGAGAGUUCCAAGUAACAUGAGUGACUUAACAGAGUUUGAAAGGUGCCAGAUAGUUGCUGCAAGACUCUCCGGCGCAUCCGUCACAAAAACUGCACAGCUGUUCAAUGUGGCGCGGGGAACGGUCUCCAGAGUCAUGACAGUGUACGUCAAACAUGGACGAACAACAUCGGCAAAGAAGAACAGCGGGCGCAAGUCAAAGCUCACAGAAAAGGACAGACAAACGCUUCUCAGGAUAGUCGAGGAACACCCUGAAUACACAGCCUCGAACAUCACUUCAGAGCUGAACACACACCUCUCUCACACCGUCUCUGUGAAAACUAUAAGACGCGAGCUUCACAAAGCUGGUAUUUUUAGAGGAGCAGCCAAUCGGAGGCCAGAGACUGGUGCACAAGAUCCAGAUGGAAACAACACUAAACCUGAACUCGACAAAGAUUGUGACACACUGAAACCUGGUGAAGAGAGGACAAGACCUGAAAUGCAAAAAAAAGCCAAAGACUGUGGCGUACAGGAGUCUGUGGGACAGGGAACGAUAUCUGAAUAUCUGAACCCCAGGCUGCUGUGGAAUAGUACAACACAGAAAAGUCAGUAAAGAGGAUACUACAACAUGUAGCAUGAUCGUGUUAAGGGAAAACCACAAAACGCCUGCAUUCCUUAAUGUCACCAACUAUCAAACAGGCUCAUGUUUGUUUAAUAACCUGAUUUAUAAUCGUGCUAAUUCUAUAAUUUAUUUUUGCAUGAAUGCAUCACAGCUUUUUGUAGGAGUUUUCAUUUUUCAUGGUUUACAAGGAAACAUAACUUUAAAACUGAUUAUUGAGAAAUAUUUUUAAUAGUUGAAAAUAUCCCUGCUGGGUGUAUUAUGUUACUGAUUAAUGCAAAACACUCAAUAUAAUGAAUUGCAAAAUUCAAGGUUUGUUCCUAUUGAGCAAUGCCUUGCUGAGAUGACUUGUUUUUUGCUACAUCUGGUUAUUUGAGUAGUGCUCUAAAACGGGAUGUUCCAGAGGUUAUACUGUAUGUAUGGUAAAGGGUUUUGUAUUUAUAAAGCGCUACUCUAGUCUUGAUGACCACUCAAAGCGCUUUACAGUACAGUUUUACAUUCACCCAUUCACACACACAUUCAGAUAGUGCAUCUAUUAGCAGCACUUUGUUGUUCUAUGAGGGCCAUUUCAGGGUUCAGCAUCUUGCCCAAGGACACUUCUGCAUGCAGAUGGGAAAGACUGGGGAUCGAGCUACUGACUUUCAGGUUUGAGGACGACCGCUCUACCCCUCAGCCACAGACGCCCAUGUUUUUUUUUUUUUUCACCUCUAUUUGCAGUGACUAAUUGACCAACUCCUUUUUCUGAACAAAAAGGCCAAUAUUCCCAAAUGAAUUUAACACAUUGGUUCAUGACCUUGCAGCCAACUGGACUGGACUCUAGCAGUACACAUUUUUAUUUAUUUUUCUCAAUUUGAUUGAAGCUCUAAGUUACUCUUAUUUGUAUGAUUAUUCUCAGGUUUAUGUUACUCUAUUAUGUCUGCUUUAUGUUAGUGUAUUAUAUUUACAUAAUUCAAUAAGGGAAUUGGGACAAAAAACACAUUUAAUGAUUUUACUGCAUUUUACACCCAAAAAGUUCAAAGGUUGUCUGUACUUUGUUUUAAUAAAGUGGACAUAUGCUCUGUUCUCUCUGGACAGGUGCAGUUCACCUGGAGCAGGUGAGAGUCCAA
This is a messenger RNA of Platichthys flesus (European flounder), 1993 nucleotides long. RefSeq lists its product as uncharacterized. Bases 186 to 881 code for a protein of 231 amino acids. Gene Ontology annotation, biological process: DNA transposition; DNA integration. The record is from RefSeq and is a predicted model, not a curated record. Lineage: Eukaryota; Metazoa; Chordata; Actinopteri; Pleuronectiformes; Pleuronectidae. The transcript is spliced from 2 exons. Gene Ontology annotation, molecular function: DNA binding.